Messenger RNA from Didymodactylos carnosus, 861 nucleotides. Lineage: Eukaryota; Metazoa; Rotifera; Eurotatoria; Philodinida; Philodinidae. The record is from the annotation of a GenBank genome assembly.
AUGUUUCAAAAAACAGGUAAUAUUGACUUCACUUCGAAAGAUUUGUUGGAAAAUAUUAAUGAAGUUAUGGCAUUUUGUAAACAAAACUGCAGUGCGAAAUGUUUAAGUGUGUUAUUAUACAUGUCAUUGAGACACUUCAACGUUUCAUGUCGCAACGUCGAUGCUUUUUUAAGUGAAAUUGGAGGUUACAGGGCUGCAACAUGUCACAGGCAAACAGAUAGACUAAUCCACUACGGUUUCGAAAAAUUUGUGGCUCACGCACGAGAUGGAAAACGUGGUGACGCCUUUUGGGAUAUGUAUCCGAACAUUGAGCAGGAAGCUCGUGAGUUUUCUAUGGAAGCUUGUACUAGAAAAGCAGCUUCGUUUACAGUCGAGGAAUUAGCUCAGUUCAUAAAUGACAAAUAUUGUGAAAUCAAUGGCCUGCCAAAAAAAGAUUCAGGCUACAUUCGAUCUGUUCAAAGCUGUCGUCUUGAUCUUAAAGCUUGGGGCAUCACGUAUUCCGCCAACAAAAGUCGACCUUAUUUUUUGGGCCAUGAAAGACCAGAGGUUGUUGAGCACCGUGAACAAAUAAUCAAUUAUUUUCUAUCGAGAGAACAGUUUUAUUAUCAAGUCUCAGAAGGGGGUGAUCCAAAAUGGGUUCAACCAUCAGUUCCCGAGCCAGUUGUUUUACUCUGUCACGAUGAAAGUACUUUUCGUUCAACCGAAAUUUCUCACAAACGUUGGAUGGCUGAGGGCCAUGAGCCGUUUUUCGUGAAAGGAGAAGGCUUUCGUUGCCCUGAUGAUUUCAUUGAAUGGACAGAUGAUAACGGGAAACAUCAAAAAGUUAGUUGCUAUUAUCCGUCGGAUGUUAAAGAAGGCUGA